This is a messenger RNA of Aspergillus tanneri, 498 nucleotides long. RefSeq names its product 60S ribosomal eL36 domain-containing protein (gene RPL36). Gene Ontology annotation, biological process: cytoplasmic translation. Gene Ontology annotation, molecular function: structural constituent of ribosome. The coding region runs from base 1 to 498 and encodes 165 amino acids. The record is from RefSeq and is a predicted model, not a curated record. The transcript has 4 exons. Gene Ontology annotation, cellular component: ribosome; cytosolic large ribosomal subunit. Lineage: Eukaryota; Fungi; Ascomycota; Eurotiomycetes; Eurotiales; Aspergillaceae.
AUGAAAUUCCAAGACUGCAACGGACCAGAUGUCAUUACCACUCGCUACGCACGUCCGGCAGAACCAACCAAAACCCGGCAGACUCCAUCGCGAUAUCGAUCCGCACCGACGCCCAUCGACUCGACAACUCCCUCAGCAACCACCGUCGUCGCCAACCCAGUCACAACCGUCGAGAUGGCGCAAGAACGCUCCGGAAUCGUGGUCGGCUUGAACAAGGGCCACAAAACCACCCCCUUCCAGUCGCCCAAGAACCGUAUCAGCCGUACCAAGGGCCAGUCUUCUCGCCGCACUGCCUUCGUCCGAGAGAUCGCCCGCGAGGUUGUUGGCCUUGCUCCCUAUGAGCGCCGCAUUAUUGAACUCCUGAGAAACACUCAGGACAAGCGUGCUCGUAAGCUCGCGAAGAAGAGGCUCGGCACUUUCACCCGUGGCAAGAAGAAGGUUGAGGACAUGCAGCGCGUCAUUGCCGAGUCCCGCCGUGUGGCCGGUGGUGCUCACUAA